GUCGCCGACUAGUCGCGAUAACCCGUUGCGUCUCUCUGUGUCGCCACCAAGUGCACACAAGUUAUUAGCGACCGAUAAUCCGUUUCUUUCAGCGCGUGUCAGAGACCGCCAUGGCUGGCAGCGCACCUCCGCAACUAGUGUUUUCGAACGAUGUCGCGCAUAUGGCCGAAUGGGCCAACCGUACACGAAUUCCUCUCACCAGCGCCGAUGCACUCGGCACGACCUACGCCCGCGCCCGCAAGUGGUUCUUGACGCUCAAAACUCAGCUAAUCCAGAAUCACGGCUUUCGUGAAAUUACGCCCGCCGACCCUCGCAUGCUCAUAUCUCUCGAAUGUCCCAGUCCAUACCGUUCCGCCGGCGGGCUUCCCCGGACUCCGAACUUUCGCCUGCAAAUUCCAGUCAACGCCUCUUCGUUCUUCUCACCCGAGCGCCAGCUCCAGUGGCAGAUGGUCUUUCACGGGGCCCUGUUCCCGGCGAUGCGGCACAACGUCCGCGCCAUCCAAGACCUUGUGAACAUGAUUCAAUGCCUGCUCACCGGCGUCCUUACCCUCGUCAAAGAGGACUCGGACCCCCGGGAAGGGUUCACUCGGACCGUUCGUGCAUUGCCGCCGCCCGAGUGGAUUCAGUCACACCAGGCGGACCUUGUGGAGAUUUUCGGUCCGGCGCACUACACGAAACUAUUUCGAGCCGCCGCGGACCCGACCAUAGCAUUCAAACUCGAGCGCCCGGAUCAUGACGAUCGUCUCCGUCGCUAGCCCGCGCCCGUCCACCUCUUUCCCGCACGCUGCCUCGCCUCACGCACGCUGCACGCCACGCGUCUCGGAACGUCCCGCCCGCCCCGCUGACUUAUGAGGCUCUCCUCAUGAAGCUCAAUAUUGCACCCCGCAUCGGCAUGCUUUAAUCUUAUUCACUCAUCGCGCUUCAUCGCUUUCUUCAUGCAUCUCGUCCCGCCCGCCCGUCCGCACGCAUACAUUACCGUUUCUAGAUCAUGCCGCACCCCGUAUUGUUCGCACCCAUUCGUCUUCGUCCACGCAUCGUACCUCUCCCGUAUCUUCGUCGUGUCCUAUAUUGAGCGGAUGCGCUCUCGGUAGUAUCCAGC
Molecule: messenger RNA, 1099 nt
Organism: Punctularia strigosozonata HHB-11173 SS5
Lineage: Eukaryota; Fungi; Basidiomycota; Agaricomycetes; Corticiales; Punctulariaceae
Exons: 2
Coding region: 111-755 (214 amino acids)
Source: RefSeq, a predicted model, not a curated record